Molecule: messenger RNA, 1531 nt
Organism: Trichoplusia ni (cabbage looper)
Lineage: Eukaryota; Metazoa; Arthropoda; Insecta; Lepidoptera; Noctuidae
Product: solute carrier family 25 member 44
Exons: 8
Coding region: 528-1511 (327 amino acids)
Biological process (GO): branched-chain amino acid catabolic process
Cellular component (GO): mitochondrion
Molecular function (GO): branched-chain amino acid transmembrane transporter activity
Source: RefSeq, a predicted model, not a curated record
AAAAAUGAUCCAACAUGGGCGACCAAUCAGCUGACACAAUUGAAGACAUAUUUUUCCAUGGUGUAAUUAUCUAAAUUACGUGAAUUAUUACAUAAAACUUAUUAAUACAACGUUUUAAGUGAUCAAACUGUUAUUAAAGUGAUUAUAUGACCAACAUCUGUUAUGGAUAUCAAGAAUUAUAUUGCGAUCUGUGACCUGCCUGCCUACCUCUAAACGAAACAUGGAAGAACCUAUACAAAGGAAAAAUCAAAAUAAAGACACACAAAAUAACUUAAAAAGAAAAUAAGCAAUAAUCAAAUCUAAAAUAGCUAAAGAGAUCUAGUCUCAAACGAAAAUAGUGAAAUUAAAAUAAAAAGAAUAUAAAAUAUUUAUUUUUGUUAUUAAAAGUUAUUGAAUAAAUUCCAUUUAACUGUAUUAUAUGAUAAUACAUUUUAUUUAAAGUGUAGUUACCAAAGAAGUGAAAUAGUUGUAAGAUGUUGCAGUAGUUGGGUUGUUUGCCUGCUUAAAGCCGGUGCUAGUUCGGUGUCAUGGCCGCGACCAUGGUUGAAACGCCUCCGCCGCAGUUGAUCACUACGAUAGAAUGGGGUAUGAUGGAUAAAAGCAAGUUUUUUCCGUUAUACACGCUUAGUAGUUUUACUGUUAGAUGUGCACUAUAUCCUCUGACGCUUGUGAAGACACAGAUCCAAGUCCAACGGAAGAAGGAGGCCUACAGCGGCGUGACGGAUGCCAUCUCCAAGAUAUACAGGAACGAGGGUGUCUCCGGGCUCUAUCGAGGGUUCUGGCUGUCAAGUUUUCAGAUAAUAUCUGGAAUAUUCUACGUGACGACGUACGAGGGGGUGCGCCACGAGCUCGGCAAGUACGAUGUCAGCCCAAAAGCGAAGUCUUUUAUAGGUGGCGGCUGCGCGUCGCUGGUGGGACAGACCAUCAUAGUGCCCUUCGAUGUCCUCAGCCAACACCUCAUGGUCCUGGGACUGGUCAAGGGCAGGGGGAAUGCCAGGAAUUCGCAAAUGAACCCUUUAGGUCUGGACCUAGACAAGAAGCUGUCUAAAGCGGCCCUAGCCCGGGAGGUGGCUGUCCGCGUGUACCGGCUACACGGGCCGCUGGGCUACUACCGUGGUUACGCGGCUUCGCUCGCCGCCUAUGUACCUAACUCAGCCCUCUGGUGGGCGCUGUAUACUACUUAUCAAGACGAGCUCCUGAAGGUGGCUCCCUCGUGGAUGUCGAUCCUGCUGAUACAGUGCGUGGCGGGGACUCUCGGAGGGUUCACGACCACCUUCCUCACCAACCCUCUCGACAUAGUGCGGGCUAGGCUACAGGUCCAAGGUGUAGGUACAAUGAACGAGGUUUUCCGCGACCUCUGGGCUGAAGAAGGUCUCGUGGGGCUGUACUUCAAGGGUCUGUCUGCGCGCCUGGUGCAGUCCGCCUGCUUCUCAUUCAGCAUCAUCCUCGGAUACGAGACCAUCAAGAGGGUCGCACUCAGCGAUGAGUUUAGACCGAGAGUACGCUGGUGAAUAAUAUACGUGACUUGUGA